Molecule: messenger RNA, 1364 nt
Organism: Capsaspora owczarzaki ATCC 30864
Lineage: Eukaryota; Filasterea; Ministeriida; Capsasporidae
Product: alpha-galactosidase
Exons: 8
Coding region: 51-1259 (402 amino acids)
Biological process (GO): carbohydrate metabolic process
Molecular function (GO): hydrolase activity, hydrolyzing O-glycosyl compounds
Source: RefSeq, a predicted model, not a curated record
UAUUUUUUUCCAUUUCUCUUCGUUCUCAGAGUGCGCUCAGAGUUUUUCUCAUGUUGCCGCUCUUUGCUUCCUUGUUGCUGGUUGCGACUGCUCUGUCCGCCAGCAGUCCGCCCGCCCUCGCGCUGGACAACGGUCUCGCCGAACUGCCAGUCAUGGGCUGGAAUACAUGGUGCACGGACGAUUACUGUGGGCUGUUUGAUUUCUGCUACGAGGAAGAGAUUAUGCAGAUGGCCGAUGCGAUGGUGUCUUCGGGCAUGCAAGACUUGGGCUAUCAGUACAUCAACUUGGACGAUUGCUGGGGCGGCCCGCGCUCUGCGAACGGCACGCUUACCGCAGACACUUCGCGCUUUCCGAGCGGCAGCUUGGCCAAGGUCACCAGCUAUGUCCACUCUCUCGGUCUCAAGAUGGGCCUGUAUCUGUGUGCUGGCAACGAAACGUGCAAGUACAAGCGUCCUGGCUCGUGGGGCUACUUUGAUCAGGACGCACAGACUGUUGCGGACUGGGGCAUUGACUUUGUCAAGCUGGACUGGUGCAACCAUCCCAACCUUCCUCCGCCCACUGUCUACGGCAUGAUGCGCGAUUCCCUGAACAAGACCGGGCGCCCCAUUGUGUUUUCAGCCUGCGAAUGGGGCGAGGACGAGCCGUGGACCUGGGGCAUGGAGACUGCCAACAUGUGGCGUGUGCACAAGGAUCAUCUUCCCCUUUGGGGAUCGGAGCAAGGCACGGCCAACAUUAUUCAGUCGAUGGCCCACUUGUCCAAGUAUGCUGGACCUGGAGGCUGGAACGAUCCCGAUUUCCUGAUGACCAUGUUGCCACCGUUGACUGAGCGCGAGUCCCGCACCGAGUUUGCAUUCUGGGCACUGUUUGCUGCACCGCUCAUUGUCGCAACGGACAUUCGCAACAUGACCGACGUCAAGCAAAGCAUCUUGCUCAACCCGGAAGUCAUUGCCAUCAACCAGGACGCCUUUGCCAUUGCUGGCGACAUUGCGCUCAACAACACCGACGGCACGCAGGUUUGGACAAAGCCGCUCAGUCCUUCGGUCGACAACCGCUACGCCGUCAUCCUGUACAACUCGAACGAUGUUGGUGACAAGAACAUUACGAUUCCAUGGUCCAUUCUGAACUGGGGAAACAAUGCCCAGGCGGAAGUGCGCGACUUGUGGGCGCGUGAACGCAUCGGCUACAUCAAGGCCAACUACACCGCCAUCAACGUCCCGCCACGCGGUCACAUGUUGAUCUCGAUUACAAUUUUGCAGUAGUAGAAGACGACGGGACGGCGCACGCUUGUCCGCGGUGUGCAACAGCUUGUUGCAAUACAACUUUGUCCUUUACGUUCAAUCCACACAAUUACACUACAAAAAAAG